AUGGGUAGCGUUCCAGCAACAGAAGAGGCCUACGUGAUCGAGGAACAUCCCAUCAACGAGCCUCGGCCCCUGCGGAUCAUCGUCGUCGGGGCAGGCGCUUCAGGCCUCUGCUUUGCCCACGCCGCGCAGACACACCUCCGAAACGUCGAGGUUGUUCUGUACGAGAAGAAUCCCUCCAUCGGCGGAACGUGGUAUGAGAAUAAAUAUCCUGGUGUCGGGUGCGAUAUUCCUUCGCACAACUACCAGUUCUCCUGGAACCCCAAUCCAGAUUGGAGCCAAUUCUUCGCCGGCGGCGCGGAGAUCUUGAAGUAUUUCCAAGAUACGGCAAUCAAGUUUGACUUGGACAAGUACAUCAAGUUGAAGCACAAGGUGACCGGUGCCGUAUGGGAUGAAGAUGAAGGUAAAUGGACCGUCACGGUUGAGAACCAAGAGACCAGUAAGGUCUUCGAGGACUACGGCCACUUCCUGAUCAACGGAUCGGGCUUUCUCAACAACUGGAAAUUGCCCGACAUCCCAGGCAUCUCCUCGUUCAAGGGCGAGUUGCUACACACUGCUGGAUGGAAGGAUGGCACGACCUUUGAAGGAAAGACCGUGGCUCUCAUCGGCAACGGCUCUAGUGGUAUCCAGAUUCUCCCGGAACUUCAAAAAGGCGCCAAGCAAGUUAUCGCCACGAUUCGGAGUGCCACUUGGAUCACGCCGGCGUUUGCCCAGACCCAUGCUGGUCCCAGAGGUGCCAACUUUUCCUACACCGAUGAGCAAAAGAAGGAGUUCAGAGACGAUGAAACCAAGUACAUGAAGUACCAGAAGGAGCUGGAGUCUGAGCUCAGCGCCGGCUUCGCCCUCGUCUAUAAGGACUCGGAGUAUCAGGGUCAAGCCCGAGCCCUCGUCGAACAGAUGAUGAGACAUUCCAUCGGCGAAAACAAAUCGCUGGCCGAUAUCCUGAUCCCUGAUUUCGGGCUUCUAUGCCGGCGACCGACUCCCGGCGUGGGCUACCUCGAGGCACUGACGGAAAAGAAUGUGCGCGUCGUCAUGGACCACGUCAGUGAAAUCGUACCCGAGGGUCUAAAGCUCCCGUCAGGCGAGACGAUCGCAGUUGACAUGAUCAUCUGCGCCACCGGCUAUGACUUGAGCUGGCGUCCACGUUUCCCCAUCGUCGGCCGCAACAAGAUCAACCUCCAGGACUUGUACAAAGAUCGCCCGGUAGGCUAUCUUGGCCUUGCCGCCCCGGAUAUGCCAAACUGCUUUGUUUACUUCGGGCCCAACUCGCCCCUCGCACACGGCUCGGCCUUGCCAUCCUUAGAGCAUAUCACUUCGUACAUGGUCCGGAUGAUCCAUAAGACGCAGACGCAGGGAUAUCAUUCUUUUGAGCCUACACAGAAGGCUGCGAGUGACUUCAUUAAACACGCCGACGCCUUCUUCCCUCGGACCGUCUGGGGAACCAAGUGUCGAUCUUGGUUCAAGGGCGGCAAGGAGGACGGGCCUGUGUAUGCCCUGCACCCUGGAAGCAGGGCGCAUUGGUUCUGUACCAUGAACGAGCCUCGAUACGAGGACUAUAGCUGGAAAAGGUCGUCUGACAACACCUUUGCAUAUCUUGGAAACGGCUUCUCUCUCAGGGAGGUGGAGAAAUCCGACUUGGCUUGGUUCCUCGGUAGACAGGAGGGGGAGGCAUACAGGACUGUUACAUAUUGA
This is a messenger RNA of Ilyonectria robusta, 1689 nucleotides long. RefSeq names its product putative monooxygenase. The record is from RefSeq and is a predicted model, not a curated record. The transcript has 9 exons. Bases 1 to 1689 code for a protein of 562 amino acids. Gene Ontology annotation, molecular function: N,N-dimethylaniline monooxygenase activity; NADP binding; flavin adenine dinucleotide binding. NCBI's taxonomy places the organism in Eukaryota, Fungi, Ascomycota, Sordariomycetes, Hypocreales, Nectriaceae.